This is a messenger RNA of Xyrichtys novacula (pearly razorfish), 14779 nucleotides long. The record is from the annotation of a GenBank genome assembly. Lineage: Eukaryota; Metazoa; Chordata; Actinopteri; Labriformes; Labridae.
AUGGAUUCAACAGGUCUGUCUUUUACUUUCUAAAGAUCAAACUUAUUCACUUCCUUUCACUCUGAGACUGUGAGCUGUCUGUGAGUGCAGUAAGGCCAGACUCCUCAGACUGGACUGUCUUGUUCUUGGAAAUGUUUAGUGGCUCUUUUUUCAGGUUUUCUUAAAUUGCCGUUUGUUUCUGUCACUCUGCCACAUAUUGAUCUCUCUGCUUUUUUCUUCUUUUUCCAGUUGAUUGCUAACAAACUCUAUCAAGUGGCUUAAUUUUUUCCAGAAACAGCCAGCAUACCCAGGGUUUGAAAAAAGUAGCUGAUGUUGGGGGUUCAAAGCAAAAAACUUUACUGCUAGUGCUGUGUCUAAGUGCCUUUAUUUAACUGUUUCUUAAUGUCAAGUAUGUCAAAUUUAAGUUGUAUAUUAUACUGCUGUACUCUGAGCUCUAUGUGUAAAAGCGACCUUUACCCCAGUCUGGUAAUAAUAAUUGCUGUGCUAUUAUACCAUACUGGGUGUGUGCUGCACGAAGCCGAAGGCUGCAGGGUAGAUUUGUCAGCUCAGGAGCAAAGGUCUGUUUGUCCUCCAGCUAACGAUUUACACCCUCUGUCAACCCUCCUGGGUUCAUGUGUGACGGCGCACACUGCACAGUCACUGACUGCACCAAAGAAGAGGAUGCAGCUUCCUGGUUUGCAGAGUGAAGACUCUAUGGAAGUCCCACAUGCAUUCUUAUUCAUGGCCAGCAGGGAGCAACUACACCAGUAGCUAUAUCUCGAACUAAGUUUAAAGCUGCUGCAAGGAACUUUUGGUUUGUUCCGGUUCUGCCACCCCCUGUGAUACCACUUAUCUCUAGUCUUGUACAUGUAAAAUUAAUCUUCUCAGACAGAAACCUCAUGCUGUUGUCUAUUUACAGUGAAAAUUAUCAUUCACUUUUAGUAUUUGCAAUAUAAUAAAAUGUAAAGGUUUGAGCCUUUGCAACUAAGGCAACAGCACUCUUGGCAAAAUAUGGUCAUUUUUGGCCCCAAAGAACCAAGAUUCAGUGAUUUAAAAGGCUUUUUAUGGAUUAACCAAAGAUUUCAGGAUGAUCACAAACACUUAUAAUGGCAAAGACUUAACUCUCCAGAUUGCAGCUCCAAUGCUGGUCUUACACCAUGUUUUCUCUAAACUUUUCCUACAAAGAGACUCCUUACCAAUACGACACAAAUGGUAAGAAGCUGUACCUGAUGAAAAAGAUAUUGUGAUAUAAAGUUAAUUAUUUAUAAAUAUAGUAGGAGACCGUAAAUUGGUUUGCCAAGUUGAAGUUGAUGUAGGAGAUUAUUUUCCCACUAUGUAGUUCCUCUGAUAGACUGUCCUCUGACCUCCUGCUUUCUGCCUCAGACCAUGUGACCCAAUAUUAAGUCAUGAAUAACUCAUUAACAUCUUCAACCGCUGACUUGAACUGCUAGAGGAAGUGUUUAUUAGUGAGUUAUUAACAUUCAUUUCUACAGAGGAUUUACUUCCUGUUGGUAAGACAAGGAGAACUUUAAAAAAAUAAAUGAAACCAACAUUUCUGCACACACUUGCUCCUGAACAUGCAAUAAUAAGAAAGAGGGGAAAAAAAUUGGCAAUUUUGCGAGGGAAGUCCCUGUAAAAUCAAGAGGACCCUUUUUGUCAGAGGAUCAAUCAUUAUGUGACUGAUAGUCUUGGCAAAGAUUGAAACAGUGUUGAAAUUCUGGCACAGAUCCUUCCUUUCUAUUUUUAACGGGGUCAACGUGUCAAACUCCAGGUUGGGAUGACAUAAUCUGCAGUGAUGCAUCAAAAUCAAAUGUAUGUCACUGUCCUAUACUUUGCCCUAAAGGUGUCAAGUCAACAUAAACUUUCAGAGUCUUUACAUUUUUAAGUAUCAUCCUGGCUGAGUCAUGCUUAGCUAAUGAUGCUUUGUCAUCUAAAAUCAAGUCUGUGUUGCAAGCAGUGGCCUUCCUCCGAGUGGUGCGAGUGGGAGGGAAGAUGAGAUGAAGGGGGGAGAAGAGGGGUCAUAGGGUCACAAUGAAAGGGAGAGGCUGAGCCAUGCAUGUUCAGGUGACAUUACUCCAGGAGUCCACAACCUGAGCACGAGCAAGGAUAAAACAAGGGACGAGACCUGCAGACUUCUCUUAAUAGUCCUUUAAAUUAUUACCAAUUACAGAGGGAGGAACUGCUCGACUGUGGAUUUGUAUCAUAAGAAAAAUGGAUAAAAAUAUCAGAACUGGUAGGUGAAUGAGUGAUUUCCUUCUAGAUUAAGAGCACAAAAUAAUUUUUGUGAACUAUUGCAGAAUUUGUGGAGCAUUAAUGAGCCAAAAGUGACUGUUUUUAAUUAUAACUGGUGAGAAUUAAGAAGCUUUGUAUCCUCCUUAUUCCUGUGGCUGAUCUUUCAUUUUUCCCAAAGCUCUCACAAUAUGAUUGCAAAGUAUCUACUUACUUAAAUCUAUUAAAUUCCUCAGUGUCUCAUUUAUUUAAUUGGUCAUAUAUUGAUCUACUGUUCUGUGCUUUUGAACUUUAGUGCCGAGUCAUAGUUUGAAAAAAAAUCUGUUCCCCAAUCGAUUUCACUCACACACAAGCUGACCUGCAAAUGUUCCUGCAGGAAUGUGACCCUCUGCAAACGGGUCCCACCAAUCAACCGGUUCACCUCUCUUAUCAGUCAUAAAAGUGUGCAUGCAUUGACACUGUGCAACUGUCUUUGACCUGACGUCUGCUUUAUUUAUAGCCAGCCUUCCAGUAACAGGUACCUGUACAUGUGUGUGUGUGUGUGUGUGUGUGUGUGUGUGUGUGUGUGUGUGUGUGUGUGUGUGUGUGUGUGUGUGUGUGUGUGUGUGUGUGUGUGUGUGUGCACGCUGUGAGAUGUGUCAGAGGAGGAUCUCAGCGGGACACGUAAUGAUGUGUGCAGCAGUGAGGCAGAACUGGGUCACAGGGAGGUAGACAAAGAGAAAAAGACACAGAAAGCUACUAAAUCCACAGGAUGUAGGAGCGAGCCAUUAACACGAACCUGUCUCCAGUUUCCCCUGCAGACAUCAAGCUUUGAUAUAUUUUCUAUUUAGCGUGUCCUCUCACUAAAGAGUGCUUUGACUUUUUGGCAAACAGUUGUGAUAUUGAAGGCAAAAAGGUCUGACAGGAAGACAAAAUCUUAAACAGUUGAUGAAAAAUUAACAAAAAUGUUGUUGUUUUUUCAACCUCUUUGAUUAAUAGAAAUCCUUGUUGCAUUCCUCCUCACUCUCCAGUCUUCAUCCUCUCCUCCUCUUCUGUCUUCAUCCCUUCACACCUGUUGCUGUGACCUCCUCUCGUCCUCUCUUUCUCUGGUCAGUUCUCUGUCCUCUUCCCUGUGGGGGCAGAAUUUGAAGGUGCAUCCGACUGUGAUAUCCUCCAAAAUACUUCCAUUUGUCCUGGCUAGAAGUGUCCGCUCAGGUUUAUUGCAUCAGUACUGACAUGUGUAAUAGCACAGUACGAUAUACUGUCAUCUGUAGCUGUAUGAUUCAGGAUAUAAAAGGUAAAAAUGUGGACUUUUUUAAGUGGGCUAUAAUUUACUAGUUUCGAGAGACUUUGUUUUGGGUAGGGUUUGAAGAUUGUUGAUGAAUUGAUAGGAAACAGAUAGAUACAUUAGUAUUUUUAAUAGAAUAAUGAUUUUAACCCUCUGGGGUCCUUAAAAAAAGUUACGUUGGGGUCCUUCGGUGGACAAAAAUGUCCAUCGAAGGACCAAAACCUAACUUUAAAAAAAAAAAAACUGACAAUACAUAAAAAUAAUAAUCCAUAAAAUUUAAUGUUGUUGUUAUUUCUUGACAUAUCACAGUCCUUGAUUAAAAAAAAAAUUUAAAAAAAGAAAUUCCUGUCCAGCAUCAAAUAUAUGGAAAAUGACUCCAAAUUCCUUUUUUUCCCAUUAAAAAUGUAAUCAAACUGGUAUUUAAAGGGUUAAAAUUCUGAACAUAAAUUAAUAUUUGAUCGAUAUGAUCAGGACUGAAGUUGAUUAAAAGAUUUAAGCAAAAGAAGUGGAAAAAAAAUUAUAUAAUAUUUCUAUAGCGCUUUUUUUUAUCUCCAUGUUUGAUUCUUGAUUCAUCCUGUUCACACUGUUUUUCUUACCACUUCCUGCAUGUAGCUGAUUUGUAUUCACAGGUGGUCUUGGCUGUGGAGCUUUAUGGCCGCCUCAACCCCACUGACAGCAUUUCUGUGUCUAUCUAGCUCGCAUCAGGCGCUACUCAGAGUUGAUGACACUUCCAGACUCCUUCAUUCAACGCCAGCAGUUGGACGCCAGCAUGGCCGACACCUUCCUCGAGCACCUCUGUCUGCUGGACAUCGACCAGGAGCCUAUCACGGCACGCAACACCAGCAUAAUCUGCACCAUUGGUGAGUGUGACCAGCGGGCACAGACAGUAAGUCUCAGAUUCAAGUUUGUUUUCUGGCGUCUGAUGUAAGUCGUCACUGGCAGCGUGUCAGACUGGGUGCUGGGUGGCCUCGAGUGUGUUGGCAGGGUUUGAUUCUUGACUGUGGCUCAUCGGAGCUUGGCCUGUUCUUCUUCUGCACAGAAAGAAAGAGAAAAUAAUUAGGAGAAGAUACAUGAUUCAAAUUUCUUUUCAGCCGCUCCAAGUUUCAGGAUCUCCAGAAAUCGCCUCUGCUGGAAAACACAGUUAUUUCCUGACUGCCAGGUGAAAGACUUGUUUCCAAAAUGUUCAAGUAGGAAAUCUAAGUUCAAGCUUAUAUGACUGGUAGCCUUAACAUCAUUUAUAAUAAUAAUAAUAACAACUUAGUUUUAUAUAGCGCCUUUCAAGUAACCCAAGGUCGCUUUACAAAAGGAGAUGGGGCUAGGGGAUAGAGGAGAGAGGAGGGGAGGGGGUAGAAGUGGGGGUGGGGGGCGGUGUGGUUAAGGACCAUAGGCUUCAGUGAAUAGAUGUGAUUUCAGAUGCUUUUUGAACGUAGCCAGUGUGGGGGCCUGGCGGAGAUGGAGGGGCAGACUGUUCCAAAGGGUGGGGGCAGCAACACAGAAGGCCCUGUCACCAAAGGUCCGUAGCCUGGUGUGGGGAAUGACAAGCUGGUCCUUGCCAGAGGACCUCAGGGACCUUGAUUGGGAGUAAUGCUGGAUGAGAUCAGAGAGGUACUGGGGAGCAAGAGCAUGGAGGGAUUUGUAUGUGAGGAGUAGGAUUUUGUAGGUGAUGCGUAGCUUCACUGGGAGUCAGUGAAGCUGCUUGACUUUGGGGGUAAUGUCACCGCUUUGCACGUGUGAGGACCCUGGCAGCCGAGUUUUGGACAUGCUGAAGUCUGUCCAGUGCUUUGGUGGGAAGACCAAAAAGGACACCGUUACAGUAGUCCAGACGGGAGGAGAUGAAAGCAUGGAUCAGAGGAUUUAUUACUCUGUCAAUAUCUACCAGCCAGCCAUUAUAUCAACGCCAAAUAACGGCACAACCAUCACAAAAACCAAUACAUACAUCUGUUCCUUUUAGGCCCUGCAUCCCGAUCAGUUCCCAAACUUCAGGAGAUGAUCAAAGCAGGACUGAACAUCGCCCGUCUCAAUUUCUCUCAUGGCUCACAUGAAGUACGUUCACGACACGUGACUGUGUGUUUUAUUUUCCAUCACAAUUCUUAGACACAUCUAUUGAUUUGCUCUCUGUCUUGCUCUUUGCCUGUCAGUACCACGGUGAAACCAUCAAAAACAUCCGAGAGGCUGUGGAGACGAUAACCCCUGACCCCUUGUAUUAUCGUGCAGUCGCCAUCGCCUUGGAUACAAAGGGUCCGGAGAUCCGCACUGGGUUGGUCAAAGGGGUAAACGAAACAUCUUUCAUCAAUCUGACAGAGUACAUCCAGUCAAGCAGUGACAUUCAGUCAGGUGUAAGAGGGCUGAAAAUCUGCUGACGGCUUCAUGUCAACAUUUUGAACAGAUUUUUACCCACAAGAUCUUGAGCCUUUCUUUUGCUCCUACUUUAUCUCGCAGUGAUAUCCUUUGUGUUGUUAAUCCAUUCUGUUUAACUAAACAAAUAACUCCAAGCUGUUUGAAACCUCUUCAUGCUUAGAUUAGAUUACAAAUACUCGGCAUGAUGUAUGAGAUGCACUCUAAUUCUUGCUUUUCAUUUUCUCUCUUGUAGAGUCUGUUCAGCAGGUUUAUGCAAAUCAAACACGGACAUGAUAAAACUGUAUUUUUAGCGUUUGUGAUCUUGUUAUUGUUUUCUCACCAAAUAAUUCUCAUAUUGCUGCCCUGAAUGUCAUGAACACUGAAGUCCUUCUUGCAUGCUAUAGCAAAAAAUAUAACCACACACUGGCACUCAGUCCUCUGAUGUGAAUUACCAGAAAUAAUAACUAACCACAAGCUUCUGUCAUCAAAACUCUGAGGUUUGUGGAAGCUCUGGAUUCGCAUAAAUCAAACAUUCAUAAAUCUAAUCUGCCUGUGGAGUUGAAUCGAGCCACCCGGCUGACAUGCAGGAUGUGGAUUAACGAAAACAAACAAACAGAGGAAGGAUCUUUCUCUCUCUGUACUAGAAAGACAAAUAUUUGUUUGGGUUUGUUUUACUCACAGAUACUAGUUCACUAUAUACAACACCAGCAUGCUUCCACAGUGAAGGAACAGUGCUUUUGUUUUGCUAUAUUUUCAAGUAGUUUCUCCUGUAUUUUGUUUUUAAUUGAAGAGAGUCAGAAAAUGUUUGGAUGACAGAACCCACAGCUGCUGCAACAGGGACUGAAACUACUAGACAUGGGGCUUGCACCUUUGAACACUGAGCUAUACCAGUGCCUCGGUGUUAAUAUGAACUCAAUAUGUUUGUUUGGAGCUGCUGCAUGAUCCAGUUUUUGUUUCUUCUUUUGCCAUUUUCCUACAUGAAGCAGUUUGAUUGAAUGUCUAUAUCUUUGUGCAGACACAGCAGAGAUGUUAGCUGCAGGGGUAGUUUCUUUGAAACAGCUGGUGAAUCCACAGUCCUUUAUAGGGGCCUGGGUUUUGGCCUUAGAAUAAAAUCUAAAUUAUGUAGUUAUCUUAAUAACUCAUUUGUCGACUGACCUUAAAAAGUGCAAAUAAAGUGUAUGUAAUGGUGGUGGUUAUUGCGUUCCUUUCUCUCUCCUAUUAUGUGUAGAAAACCGAGGAGGAGGUGGAGCUGGUAAAGGGCAGCCAUGUGCGUGUGGUGACAGCAGAGAGCGAUAAAGACAAUACAGAUGGCAAGAUUAUCUGGGUGGACUAUCCCAGCCUGCCCCAAGUUAUGAAGAAGGGGGGCAUAAUCUACAUCGAUGAUGGUCUCAUUGGACUCAAAGUCCUGGAGACAGGUAAGACAUGUCUGCUGCUCAUUGGCCUUGAAAUACGACUGAUGAUUCAUUGUUUUCUUCUGUUUUGAGGGAUAAAUUCCUCUAAUUUAUCUAACAAUAACAACUAAUACAUAUAUAAUAUCACAAUCAUGCAUAAGCAUACAGAAAACACUGAAACAAAGGUUAUCAUGAACACUAAUGGUCUUUUCUUUCUACCAUUAUUAUAUUCUCCCUGCUGAGUCAUUUUAACUUUUUUUCAAAGCCCUCACUGCAGUUUAUACAAAGCCCCCUUUUUUAAUUUUGCUGCCUCAUUCAUCGUCUAGCCAAAAAAAUACCCAAAAUGCCUCACUAUUCAGUCACAUAAUGAUCAACUGUCUUUUACUCUGAAUAGGAUUAUUCUGAGAGGAUAACCUUGCUUAGCUGAGUAACCUUUUUAUGAAAAGACAGUUUUCUUGGAGCCUUUCAGUCCCCUGAUAAAGUAUGUUCCUCCUCUAUUAUGUUGCUAAUGUAGUCGGGAUCAUAUCUUUGGCUCUACAGGCUGCUGUAAUCCUCAGCUCGCCUAAUAAAUAAACUAAAGGAACAUCAAAUUCAUCCAUACACGGUCCACCUGUAAUUGCCAACAAAAUUAUACGAUUUCUUUUUUGUUUUGGUCUUUAAAAAUCUUUAAAUUUGUUACUUUCUCCCAAAAGAAGAACUCUUUGUAUGCUCAUUUUUCAUGCAUGAACUUCACAGAGAUUCACCACAGUUAAGGUUGAGUCUUCAGAGCAUGACGAUCAAGAGAAGUUGAUUUGUUUGCCUUCCAUACAACGACUCAGAAUAAUAACUCAGUGAACAUGUUAUUUUCUUCCUCCUCUCCUGCAGGCUCUGACUGGGUGGAUACAGAGGUGGAGGCUGGCGGGAUACUGUGCAGUCGUAAAGGUGUAAACCUUCCUGGCUGCGAUCUGAUUGGCCUGCAGGCUGUCAGUGAGCGAGAUGAAGCUGAUCUUCGGUUCGGAGUGGCCCAAGGCGUGGACAUUGUAUUUGCAAGCUUUAUCCGCUCUGCCCAGGAUGUCAAAGAUGUGCGACGAGUUCUCGGAGCACACGGACGAGAUAUCAAAGUGAUCAGUAAGGUGGAGAGCCGGCAGGGGGUUCAGAAGUGAGUAUAUAAAGGCAAAUCUCCCUGAAUGAAAACCAUUUACACAGAGACAUUUUAAAAUAGCUAGAGGCUGUGAGAGGAAUUACAAAUGUAGCCCUGAUGGUGAUGGUCCCAUCCUGUGGACAGCCAACUCUGAGUGAUUGAUGCACAGAUGUCAGCCCAGGAUGUCACACAUCUAUGAUAAGCAAUGUGUGCCUGUGAUGUGGCAGUGUGAAUUAGAGCUGCCACUCAAUAAAUCUGACUCAAUUAAUGUCACAGCUCUGUCAUCCCCAUUACUUACCUCUCACUCUCUCCUGAUGCUCUCUGGCAGCUGACAGGGUUAAACUAUGGCUCUUAUUUAAAUUGAAUAUUGUGGAUUAGAUUAUCAAGAUUGUGUCUAACACAGUAAUAAAGCUGUAAACAAAUCUCAUUAAUCAAAAGUCCUGUAUGGUAUUUACUGUGUAAGCACUCUUCCUUGAAUGUGCAUCUCUUUGUGCAGCAUUUACAAUGUCAGAACCCAUCAGCUAUGGUCUGACAACAGCAAUUAUUAUUCAUAUAAUUGUUGUCACAAUAAUGGCAUUAUGCCUCUAGGAGGAAUGGCAGAUUAUUCCCAUUGUAGGCAGUAGUUAGUAAUAAAUAAAGCCAAGUCUUUCUUUUCCAUGCUCUGUAUUUAACAAUGCAAUUACAAACUAGAAAAAAUGACUAUCUAUUCAAGAGCAAAGUGAAAUCCUCCAUUCAGAGAGCCACAUAAUUAAACCCAUUAUUUCUUCAUAUGUUCCUGGUGAGUCUCAGUAUCACUGUAAAUAGUCACACAGAGUCCUUCCUUCAGCGGUAUGGACCAGAAAAAUAAAUGUACAUUUUUUGGUUGUUGCUGGUUUUUGUAAGAAAAAACUAUGAGCUGCACUCAUUUGCAGAUAUCGGUAUCACGCCUAUCUCUAUAGUGCAUUAUAAACUUAUGUAUAAUACGUUAUAACCAGGUUACAGCACUGUAUAACUACAGUUAUAAACACUCAUAAAUGAUCAUAAUGCUUUAUAGCAAUAAUCAUAACACAUUAUAAAGCAUUUUAUCAUGACUUACAAGCUCAGAUAUUAUAAUGUGUUAUAACUGUUAACAACUCACUGACAAUGCCCACAUAGAUAAUGCAUUAUACAUAUAUUUAUGAUGUGUUAUAAUUUGCUUAUAAGCUUGUAUAACUAUCAUUAUAAACUCUCAUUAAUUAUCAUAAGGCUCUAUAGCAAUAAGAAUAACACAUUAUAAUACCUGACUAUAUAAGUCAAGAUAAAAUGCUUUAUAAUGUGUUGUGAUUAUUGCUAUAAAGCAUUAUGAUCAUUUAUGAGUGUUUACAACUGUAGUUAUACAGCACUAUAACAUGAUUAUGAUGCAUUAUACAUAUAUUUAUAAUGCUUAAUAGAGAUAGGCGUCAAGUGAAGUGUUACCCAGAUAUCUGUUAAAUCAUAUUUGGAUCUUCGGAGUUUCCAGCCAGGAUGUUGUUGGGAAAGAUGGUUCAUCGUACACUUUUGCUCUUUGUAUGCACUGUUUUCACUGCAUAUGACAAAGCCUGCUGGUUUGUGAUUGGUCAUUAUUCCUCAGACAACAAACAACAAGAAGGCUUAUCAUUCUGCAACCCAGGCCCUCGGAUACAGGUUCAACUUUUUGUGCAGAAUCUGUGAAUUCAGAUGAUAACAUCUGUUACUGUUCACAUGUAUGCAUGUGGCCUUACUUCAGGGGAUGUAAAAUUGGAUCAUCCUGUCUUUUCUAUGGUAUUUUUAGGCUCCAGAAGCUGAAAAAAACUCUAUUUUUACAGAUGAAAAUCAGCAUGUUUCCUGUAUAAAGGAAUGAACACAAAGAGAGAAACAGCGCUGUCAUUGGUUUUGUCCUUCCUGUCUCAGCUUCCUCAUUUUUGUUUCCAACUCCAUCCUUUUUUUCCCCUCAUUUAACUCUCAAUCCUGCCUCAUAUAUCCUCUCCAUAAUCUCUCUGUCAGUUUUGAGGAGAUUUUGGCUGAGAGUGACGGCGUGAUGGUUGCCAGAGGUGACCUGGGGAUUGAGAUCCCAGCAGAGAAGGUUUUCAUCGCACAGAAGAUGAUGAUUGGACGCUGCAACUCCGCCGGCAAGCCUGUCAUCUGUGCCACACAGGUCAGGGGCGAACCCAUACACAAGCAUGCACCAACAAAAGCACACAGAUAAAGGAUGCUGAUAUGAUAAAAUAUGCAAACACUGUCUCUCACAACAGUUUUAUUUAUUCUGAUGUGGGUCCAAAAACAAUGAAAGCUAACAGGCACACAUUAACCUUGCGCCUAUGCAAACACACACACACUGGACCUUUAAAUGUAUCAUCAAAACACAGACACACACAUAUUUCCUCUCUUUCACACCCUUCUUUCAUUGAACACACACACAAACACACACGAGCACACACGCUCCUGCAGCCAUGUUGCGUCACUGUGCUAUAUUGUGUUUAUGCUACAGCCCCCUGACUCAGAGUGACAGUGUUAUAGCAGCUUUUCUGCCCAAGACCUGAGCUCACUAACAACGCCCACAUACACACACAUGCGCGUGUACACAUAAACACACACACACUUAGCAGCAUUAGCAGCAGCUUUUUAACUGCUACGAAAUUUCAGUCUCUCACAAUGCUGCCAGCUAUCUCAUUUCCCAACUGUCUGCCGAGCUUAUUGACUCAUAACACUGAGACUCAGACAUGCCAAUAAUGAUCACGCGCAGACAUUGCCCGCUUCAGUCCAAAUGAUCUCUCCUCUUUUAUUGUCUAACAGACCAAAAGACCAUAACUCCCUCUGUUCUCUCCCUAAAGCCUGUUCAAUUAAAAGAUGACACACAGUAAGGAUUGUUUUGUUUGGGGGGGUUGAUACUAUUAUCUCAAGUGUCUCAUGGAAACAUGUUGGUUGUGAUUAAAUGUGAAUUUAAUGUGUAGUGCAUGUUGUGUAGAUGCUGGAGAGCAUGGUAGCCCACCCACGGCCAACCAGAGCGGAGAGCAGUGACGUCGCCAACGCCGUGCUGGACGGAGCUGACUGUGUCAUGUUAUCUGGGGAGACUGCCAAGGGACAGUUUCCAGUGGAGGCGGUCGCAAUGAUGCACUCAGUGAGUGUGUGUGUGUGUGCUUUUUAUGAGGUCCACCCUGUUACAUAUGACUUAGUGCUCUCUGAUUUUCCCUCCCCUUUUCUUUCUUUCUCUCUUCUUGACUCUGUGUCACAGAUCUGCAGAGAAGCAGAAGCAGCCAUUUUUCACCAGCAGCUGUUCGAGGAGCUCCGUCGCCUCACUCCUCUCUCCUCUGACCCCACAGAGGUCACAGCUAUUGGAGCUGUGGAGUCCUCCUUCAAAUGCUGCGCUGGGGCCAUCAUAGUCCUGACGACCAGUGGCAAGUAUGUAUCAAAAAAUAACAAGCAGACAAAAAGAUAUUGUUUUGGUUUUUAUACUAUCCUCAUAUGGGUCACUAUUGCAACCCAUAACUGCAUGUCAAGUCUUUUUUGAUUUGUGGAAAUCCAACCAGGGGAACAGACUUACACAGGGGUGACAGGAUACAUGAGUGUGAAUGUUCAUGUAAAUGAAUAUCAUUAAUUCAUCUCUUCUGACUCCACUUAAAUUGUUCAAUUUUAAAUUUAUUUCUUCCAAUUCUGUGAAGAAUUUGUUUACUUAAAGACAACUGCAUGGCACAAUUUAAUUCAUCCAUCCUUAAAUCUUUGAGGGCUCAAAAAGGAGGCAUUAUAAGUCCAAUGACUUACUAUGAAAAGGAAAUUUACUACAUUGUGAAGUAAAGACAACUAUUAGACUGUUACAGCACUGCCCAACUAGCUGAUUAUAGAAGAAGACUCGCCUAUGACACAUCAAAUAACCAAUCACAUUUGAAGAUUCUUGGGUGGCCAAUCAAAGAGGGCUCGUACCACCCCUAGCUGCUGCUCUGGACAUACCCCUGUAAAGGUCACAUAUUCACAUCUUUUCAACACAUUUACUGAUGUUUGUGUAAUUCGAGAAAAACAAAAUGUCAAAAAGACCCCCAGGCAGACAGACAGGCUGUCUCACAGUGGGCGCUGUACUGUAGGCUGCCAGGCUUCUGCUUACAAGAGUAAUUUUUUGGCUUUAUUUAUAAAGGAUGUUAAUAAAAAAGUGAAUUUAAAUUAAAUAUCUGUACCUGAAUAACUACAGCCCCCUUCAUGAAAGCCUGUUGCUUUUUCAUACAAAUCCACAACCCCACACUACUCUCCUACCUUCAUCCUCUUUCCAUUAAGAAAACACCUCAGUAUUGGCAAGAGACAACAAAAUAAAGAGUCGUGAAAUAGACCUGAGUAAACAGACUCGUGUUUUCAGAGUUUCUCUUCCUCCCCAUGGACAGACACACACACACUUCUUCGAGAAGUAACAGCUGUUAUCUUCUAUCCCUGAGCAAAGCUGCAGAUUGAAUAUUACAUGCCAUCCCUGAAUCCUCAGGGCAGGGUUUUAUGUUGACUGUGAUGUUUACUGUGUUCUGCUCGUGUUUUUUUCCUGCAUUUCAACAGCUUGCUGUGUAAACUUGCUCCUCUACAUUGCAAUAUAAGGCCUCUAUUGUGCAAAUAAUUGUGUAAAUAAACACAAAGACAAACAUACAGGGAAAAAAAAUGUACUAAAGGGUUACAUAACAUAAACAUAUAACAUAAACUAAGUCCUGCAAGCAUACAUGGGUACUCCACUCAAAAAUGAUAAAGUUAUUCUUAUUCUUAUUCUCAAGGGUAAAUCAACAAUACUGUAUAUGUAGGAACAAAAACAUGCCAAUCCUUUCAUUGUGCUGUGCGCUGUGGCAUGAGUGUAAAACCCUUGCAGAUCCAAUUUGAUCCUUGCAGGAAAACAAGACAACAUCAGUGUUCUGUGUUUAUAGUAGCAAAUCUGACUUCACAGGCAAUUUUUCAAAAGGGAACAGUUAACUAAAGCGCCCUCAGCCCAACUAAAACUAAGGACCUUAUCGGAGCUGAACAGAGGACAUGGGAACAUGUUUUAGGAGAGAUGUAAAGUUUUUAUGUGCCUACACUGAUAACAUAUUUUCUUUUCAUUCCCUCAGGUCGGCACACCUCUUGUCCAGGUAUCGCCCCCGCUGUCCCAUUAUUGCCGUCACCAGAAGCCCCCAGGUACGGUCGCCUCAAUAAUCUGGCAGCAGUACAGUUCUGUUGCUCUAAACACGACUUUACUAUCUAUGAAUCACAUUUUUCAGAACUGAGGAAAACAGUCAGUAUUUACUCUCAGUGACUGUGGUAAAUGGUGACAGCUCUAAAUAUAACAGAACAGCCUGUCUGAGUGAAUUUAUGUGUGGUAUUUAAAUGGCGUGUAUUAUUGUUUUAUGGGGGUUUCUGUUCAGGGACAGUAGUUCUUUAAUUAUUCACACAAAAUGUACAAAACUAAAUUGUGAUUUCUUUUCCUUUUAAAGCCAUCUAGAAGUAACUCGUACAAGAUCAACAUGCUAGAAUAAUUUAAUAGUUAUCUACUAUUCUCAGAACGAUAGAUAAUUGUGAGAGAUGGGAGGUUUGGCUGUAAAGGCCCCAGUCAUAUUAAAGGCUUAAAACCUUUUAACACCGAGAACAUAGAUAAUGUCGCUACACAACAGAUCGUGUUUGUUACGAUUAAAGGUUGGGUAAAAGCUUUUUUGUAUAUACACCACAAAAAAAAAGAUGCUGCUUUAAUGAAAUCCUGCCUACCCCACCUUUAAGGUAAAUCACACUUCAAUGAAAAUGUUUCAGCAAAGGUUUUUGCUUUGCUCAGUCAUGAAAAUACUUUUCCGUACAAGAAACUUUCAAUCUCCCUUACUUUAUAUAUUUUUUGUACAAAAGUGGAAACUUACAGAUCUUACAUUGUCACAAAUCCUCAAAAAGAAACCAUCUAUGAGAGGUAAUAACUCUUCGGUUGACCUAAUUAUGACAUAUUUGACUAACCAUCACCUGAGACAAGGAGUCAUAACUGAAAAAAGAAUGAAAAUAACUUGAUAACAUUUAUAACAAGUCAUUUGUCCCUUUAAGGUUCACACUCAUAUCAGCCUGAGAGUUUUAGAAAUCUGUCAGCUCAUGGUUUAUUAGCUCACUUGUGAGCUGGCCCAGUAAUAUCAGGCUCCUGUUACAUAACAGCACCUAUUGGAUCACUCUCCACUUUCGCUGUCUCUGUCCUCUCCCUCAGGUGGCCCGUCAGUCUCAGCUGUUAAGAGGAGUGUUCCCCGUCCUCUUCCACCCUCUGCCUGCUCCUGUCUGGGCCGACGAUGUAGACAACAGGGUCGACUUUGGCAUGGACAUAGGUCAGUGUUUGAAUGUGAGCUCACUCAUUUAUAUCACAUGAUACUUUAUUCCUCAUACACUUUCCUCUUUUUUUCUUCCCCCUCCUCAGGGAAAGCAAGAGGGUUCUUCAAGUCAGGCGACAUGGUGAUUGUGGUGACAGGCUGGAUCCCAGGGUCCGGUCAUACUAACAUUAUGAGAGCAGUCAAUGUCCCAUAA